AUGUGGCUUACAACAGUACAUUUCAAAAGUGUUGCAAUUGUCUUUGAAGCUACUGUCGAGGCAAAUCUGCUCAGCAUAGAUGACAGUGAUGGACCUUUCAGUACCAAUGAAGAAAGAAAGUCACUUCGUUGUCGGCCUGGAGCUGUCGGCACCAGUGGCGAUUCCUUAAAAACGUAUGCAAGGCGAGGCAAAGCUGGAGGCUUGAGACUUUUUAAAGGGAACUCAAUUGGCCUCAACAUGAUGGGAAAUAGCAAGAAACUGAGUGAAAAUGCUCAGAACAUGUCUUGUCCUGUAACUGUGGUACAUGGUAGACGUUUUCACCAUGCGCAUGCACAGACAACAGUAGUAAAAACGGCAGCCCAGAGCAAUCUGGAUCGAAAGGAAAGAAAAGAAUACCCCCCUCAGCUUCAGAAAGUAGAAGCAGACCACAUUAGGUUACCACGGUCUCAAGGAGUGGACAGUAUAAUGGAAAACAGAGAAGAGUCGGAAUCAGAAUCAGAAUCUGAAAUUAAGAGAAAGGUGCAACAGAAACGUCACUGCAAUUCAUAUCAAUCUGACUUGACUCUAUCUUCUGCUACAAAAAAAUGCUUAACUCAGUUAAAGCUUUUGGAACAAAUUGAUUAUUCUACUAAUUGCCCAAAUUGUGGGCGGGCGAAUGAAAAUCAGACCAAAUGCCGACAUUGUGAAAGUGCUUCUCUGCAAAGAGUCUCCAGACAAACUGUGACAUUAAGUGAAUCUGUGGGACCUUUAUCACGUUCUUCAAUACAUCAGAAUUCAACAGGGCAAAAAUCUUCAGGUACAGGGUUCAACACAAAGAAGUUUUAUAGUUCUGCUGUUGGGAAGGGUCCAACGGAUAUUCUACUGAGUAAUGAAGUUGUAGGACAUUCUAUGUUGCGACAGAAUGGAAAAGUUGGUCUUGUAACUGGGACAAAAAAUCCUAAAAUUACAGGAAGCUUAAGACAGAGGAGUACAAGACCAUCUGAACUAAAUGAUCCAAUUGUUUUGUCUAGUGAUGAUGAUGAGGAGGAGGAUAGUGGCAGCACUAGGAGAAUGGAAAGCAUUUCACCUCGUCCUGCAGAUUCAGCCCGCUCCUCCCCAGCUCCUUCUACAGGAAAGGUGGAAGCAGCAUUAAAGGAAAACAGUUGUGGAAUAGAACAGAGAAUAGGUAGUAUAACAACAGAUACAGAAAUUGCAGUCACACUACCAAGAAAAGCAAGAAUGAAAGAUCAGUUUGGGAACAUUGUGUCUAACACUCCAAUAAAACGUCGUAAAGUUAUUUCUCAAGAGAUUGUAACUGAGGCUGUACCACUAAAUUAUCAAAAUUCCUGUGAAAGUGUCAUUCUGAACUGUCGGAGUAUACGAAUAGGAACGCUACGAAGAAUGGUAGUGGAACCUGUGAUUUUUUGCCUGGAUUAUAUCAAAAUACGCCUAGAAAGUCAAGAAGAAUCAGAAAGUGAUAUCCGAGAGAUUAACCUGAAAACUUCAGAACUUACCAAAUGUGAAUGGUGUAGUGUACGAAAAUUGCCAGUAGUUUUCUUACAAACAGUACCAUCAACCUGUAGUAGCCUGAGAGAACAACUGAAAAUGAGUAAAGAUAAUGUCUGGUACGAAUGUAAAGGAGACAGUCAAGAAGAACAGUAUAUCAUUUUAAUUUUUGAAACUGGUCUUGAUCCUCAUGCAAACUCAAUAUUUGAAAAAAUCAUUACUGACAUUGGUAUUAGAAAUAAUAUUUCUGACUUCUUUGUGAAAAUUUCCUUUGAAGAAGCCAAUGGCAGGCUUGUUGCUUUUACCAAGUGCUUGGAAGACAAUUCCAAAGGAAGCCCAUCUCACAGAGAAAACAAAAUAAAAAAUGUUGCUUCUGAAUCCAAAAUGCAGCAGAGAAAUAAACAGUUACCAUAUUUUGAUGAUGAUGAAGAAAUUGGAGAACCACAUACAGUAUUUAUUGGUCCUAUUGAAAAGUUGAUAGUUUAUCCACCUCCUCCAGCUAAAGGUGGUAUUUCUGUGACCAACGAAGACCUCCAUUGUCUAAAUGAAGGAGAGUUUUUAAAUGAUGUUAUUAUUGAUUUUUAUUUAAAAUAUUUGGUACUUGAAAAACUGAAAAAAGAAGAUGCUGAUAGAAUACAUGUGUUCAGCUCAUUCUUCUAUAAACGCCUUAAUCAAAGGGAAAGGAGAAAUAUUCAUGAAACUUCAAACCUUUCAAUACAACAAAAACGACACGGGCGAGUAAAAACAUGGACACGACAUGUUGACAUUUUUGAGAAAGAUUUCAUUUUUGUUCCCCUUAAUGAAGCUGCCCACUGGUUUUUGGCUGUCAUCUGUUUUCCUGGUUUAGAAAAACCCAAAUACGAACCAAAUCCCCACUAUCAUGAAAAUGCUGCAACACAGCUAAAAUCUCCCUCUUCAGAUGGAGAGAGAAACACACCAUCUCCUUUGCCAAAUGAAUUAGAUGCACAAAACUCACCUUCCAAGUCCACAGCAAAGAAGACGUUGACCAAAAAGUAUAAUACAGCUUUAAUUGACCCAAACACUGAAACAGAGGACAGUGAGUCUUCGUGUUGUAGAAGAAGUCCUUGUAGGGGAAAAAGUGCUUUCAAAAAACUAAAUCAAAUAGACAGUGAUGUGGAAGAACCUAACACUGUGGAAUCAGCAUGCCAUAAACUAGACCAUAGGACUCUGGAUGAGAAUGGUAUACAGGGUGAAUUCACAACUGCUAGCCAAUCUAUGGGUAUGUAAUUGUAAAAAUAGCACAUUUUAAUGAAAAACUGUGAGAUUUCACAUCUGUUACUACUUCUGCAGUUGUGUAAACUUCAAGCUUUGAAAGUUCAGUAUGUGGCUGAAGUUUGAGUGCUUGCAAUAUAAGUAAUUUAUAGCCA
Nestor notabilis (Kea) is the source of this 2873-nucleotide messenger RNA. RefSeq names its product SUMO1/sentrin specific peptidase 6 (gene SENP6). The transcript has 18 exons. Gene Ontology annotation, biological process: regulation of kinetochore assembly; protein desumoylation; regulation of spindle assembly. NCBI's taxonomy places the organism in Eukaryota, Metazoa, Chordata, Aves, Psittaciformes, Psittacidae. Gene Ontology annotation, molecular function: SUMO-specific endopeptidase activity. Gene Ontology annotation, cellular component: nucleus; cytoplasm. The coding region runs from base 1 to 2733 and encodes 910 amino acids. The record is from RefSeq and is a predicted model, not a curated record.